AUGGGCCGCUACGUCCCUCCGGACCUGGAGGGCGUGGUUUCGUUCAACACGGCGUCCGGCAAGGGCCACGCGCUGGGCUCGCGCGCCCGCAAGCUCAAGACCGAAGGCAUCCUGACCGUCCGCUUCGAAUGCCCGUUCGCCAUCUGGUGCACGCACUGCCGGCCCGAGCAGCUGAUCGGCCAGGGCGUGCGGUUCAACGCCGAGAAGAAGAAGGUGGGCAACUACUUCUCCACGCCCGUGUGGAGUUUCCGCUUCAAGCACGCCGCCUGCGGAGGCUGGCUGGAGGUGCGGACCGAUCCCAAGAACGCCGAGUACGUGGUCGUCGAGGGCGGGCGGAGGAGAGACACGGGCGCCGACAAGGUCCUCGACGGCGAGAUCCGCAUCGCUGGUGGUGCUGUGAGCGAGGAGGACAAGGCUCGGCUGGAGCGCGACGGCGCGUUCGGCACGCUGGAGAAAAAGAUCCAAGACAAGAGCCUGUUCGAUUCGCAGAAGGAGAGGCUCGAGAGCCUCCUGAAGGCCAGCGACCGUGACUGGGCCGACCCGUACGAGCGGAGUCGGCGCCUCCGCGCCGAGUUUCGCGUGGGCCGGCGGAAAAGACAGGCCGACGAGAAAUCCGGAGAGGCCUUGAAGGACAAGUUUGGACUGGAGCUGGAUGUGGUGGGUGAAAGUGCCGAGGAUGGCGAGAGGGCCAAGUUUGUCGACUUUGGCGAGCAUCCCGACCUGGCUUCGUCGUUCUCGGCGACGACGACUAGCUCCAAGACCACGCCCAUGUUUCACAGCCCUCGCGACAAUGGAAACCUGACCUCUUCGGCAACUACAUCCUCCAAAUCCUCCUCUCGGUCCAAGUCGAGCACCACGGCGAAGCAGGACCAGAGGAAGGAGAUCCUUCAGAGCACACUACGCAGUAAUACGAGGAUGACGUCCGAUCCUUUUUUACGGGAGCAAGAUGUCUGGCAGCCGAGAGUCAAACGCAAAAGGGCGGAUGAAGGGGACGCAGAAAGGCAUCAUCGCCAUCCAGAAAUUAAAGAAACGAAGACGACGAAAGUGGAAACAAACAGCACGGCGUUGGUGGUGGGCUAUGAUUCUGAUUCAUCGUGA
Messenger RNA from Fonsecaea monophora, 1098 nucleotides. RefSeq lists its product as hypothetical. NCBI's taxonomy places the organism in Eukaryota, Fungi, Ascomycota, Eurotiomycetes, Chaetothyriales, Herpotrichiellaceae. Gene Ontology annotation, biological process: mRNA splicing, via spliceosome. Bases 1 to 1098 code for a protein of 365 amino acids. The record is from RefSeq and is a predicted model, not a curated record. The transcript has a single exon. Gene Ontology annotation, cellular component: U2-type spliceosomal complex; post-mRNA release spliceosomal complex.